AUGGUGGGGGCCUCAGACUCCAGAGAGUGGUGGAGACCAAAACCACUUUGGUCUAGCAGCACCGGGGAGUCAACUAAUAAAAUUAUGAAAUCUGAUCGCUGUGGCAUUGCAUGCUGCCGGCCAAUAUGCCUGGAGCCUUUGCGUGAUAUAAGGGCUUUCAUCGCGGCUGCGUGUUUUAUUUCCUGCUUACAGGCGUCAUUCUCCGGCUAUACCAGUUCUCAAAUAACGACAAUCGAGAAGCGUUUUGCAAUUGGAAGUAUCAUUAUCGGUCUUAUCAAUUCGUUCUUCGAAGUCGGAUACAUAAGUUGUGUAAUGAUUGUCAGUUAUGCUGGCUCCAAAGGAAGAGUGCCUCUUUGGAUAUCAUCCGGUCUUAUGGCAAUGAGCGUCGGAGCUUUCCUUUACUCUACACCCCACUUUGUCCUCCCACCACCUUCAUCAGCAUCUGAGAAGAACAUUGACCACUUAUGCCCUGAAAAUUUUUCGGAAAAUGCGAACAGUUGUAUUGAGGAUGGAGUCCAGGGAUACGAUUUUUUACCAUGUUUCUUGUUUGCACAAUUUUUGAUUGGCGCUGGUUCUACUCCUAUUCUCACGCUGGCUCCGCCAUUCGUCGAUGAUCAUGUGCCCCCUAACAAGGCACCUGCAAUGAUUGCAUCCCUUUACGCGGCAGCCGCUCUGGGUCCAGUGUUCGGCUAUGCGUUAGGUGCAAUGAUGAUCCAGUACCCUGCGGACAGAAUAACACGAAAAGACAUCACUCCUGAUGAUCCCAAUUGGAUUGGCGCCUGGUGGGCAGGCUAUAUUUGUCUCGGUGAGCACUUUUCAUCACAACACUGCCAAAUGCAUUCUAAGAUUUUUGAGUUUCACCUGAUUCUUUUGCAACAUCAACAUGUCACUUGA
This is a messenger RNA of Dibothriocephalus latus, 894 nucleotides long. The record is from the annotation of a GenBank genome assembly. Lineage: Eukaryota; Metazoa; Platyhelminthes; Cestoda; Diphyllobothriidea; Diphyllobothriidae.